Molecule: messenger RNA, 657 nt
Organism: Colletotrichum siamense
Lineage: Eukaryota; Fungi; Ascomycota; Sordariomycetes; Glomerellales; Glomerellaceae
Product: 4-hydroxy-4-methyl-2-oxoglutarate aldolase
Exons: 3
Coding region: 1-657 (218 amino acids)
Source: RefSeq, a predicted model, not a curated record
AUGUCUUCUCGAGCCCUUGAAGCCCUCCGCAAGUUCACGGCAUGUGACAUCGGAGAUGCCCUUGUGAAGCUCAAGUACCCCCAGGGUGGCUUCCUCGAUGGAAUCCGGAUGUUUUCCCCCGGCUCCGGCACGCGCAUUUUCGGCCCCGCAGUAACGGUGCAGAUGGUCGAGACCAGCGACACCUCGGCCCCGAAGCUGGACAAGCACUUCGUCGACCACAAUGAAGAAGGUGGCGUCAUGUACAUCCAGCAACCCAAGGGCCUCCCGUCCGCGUGCUGGGGCGGUUUGAUGUCCACUCGGGCCAAGUUUCUGGGUGCACAGGGCGUGGUCAUUGACGGGCGAAUGAGGGAUGUCGGAGAGCACAAUGAGAUGGGAUUCCCGGUGUUUGCCCAGGGUACAUCUAUUCUGGGCUCGAACACAUUCACGCGGGCGUCGAGGGUCAAAGUCCCUCUUCAAUUCAAGGGUGAUCUCUGGAUCAAUCCUGGCGACAUCUUGAUUGGGGAUGCGGAUGGUGUCGUGGUGACGCCGCCCUCAUUGGUUGAAAAAGUUGUCGCUCUGUGCCAGGAGCGAGCCGAGGUCGACGAGAAGAUGUUUGUUGAGCUGAGAAAGGGUGCCUCGAUGGGUGACCUGAUCAAGAACGUGCGUAAGGACAAAUAA